AUGUAUUACGAGGAUUAUGAUGAUUAUUUGGACGAAGCUGAAUAUCAUUCGGAAGUUGAUGGCGACUCGGAUUGUUCCAAUGUCACGAUGACUUGGAAUGGACCUAUUGGACCACCAGAAUUAUAUGGAGAACCCAUCCGUUCCCUCAGUCGACAAACAGAAUCUAAUCUUGAUCGCUUGCGACCAUCUUUAAGCUGCUCCAAUCUCCAUUCUCGACAAACUGAUAAUUCUAAAAUGGAUUCAAUGUUUCCUACAAGAACUAGCUCGAGUUUAAAAUCUGGUCCAGUCACAAUCUCAUCAGUAUCUUUUGAUGGAGAUUUCUCAGAUAUGUCACAGCCUAUAGGAUUUAAUUUUUGUUAUUUGUGUUCUACAUUAGAAGAACAUCAGAGAAACCACAUACAUCAUUAUCCUAAGAAACCAAUAAAAGCCAGGAAACCAAGAAUUGAAUACAUAGCACCAAAACCAAGAGUGAAGAAAAAGGAACCAGAACCAGAAUCAGCCAAUCAUGAAGCUUUAUACAGAAUUGUGGUGUAUGUUGGUAACGUGCCUCAAGCAAGCAGUGAUGCUAAUGUAUCAGUAACUAUCGUGGGUACAAGAGAUAUUUUACCUAAAACUAGACUGUGUCGAGGGAAAGCUACCAAGGCAAAAUUCUGUUUUGUUAGAGGGGCAGUCGAGAAGUUUUAUGUGAAGGGACCAAAACUCGGAAAUCUUAGAAUUUUAACUAUAGAGCACGAUGGUUUAGAAAAGCGUCACUCUCUGUAUAUUGAGAAGAUAGAAGUAACAGACAUGCAGACAGAUUUAACGUGGAUGUUUAUGUGUAAAAACUGGUUGUCUCUCCAUUUCGGGGAUUACUGUCUACGACGAGAUCUGGAAGCUCAACAAAAAGAAAGGGUAUUAAAAGAGUAUGAGAUAAUAGUCUCUACAGGAAACAAACGAUUGGGUGGUACAGAUGCUAAUGUUUAUAUCACGCUCUACGGAACAGAGAAAAAUAGUCACAAAGUUCAUCUGAAUAGGGGUAAAACUGGGGAACAUUUUAAUCGAGGACAGUCGGAUAGAUUCCUGGUGUCUGUAAAAGAUUUAGGAGUUAUAAAAUCAAUCAGAGUAGAGCAUGAUGGUCAUGGAAUGGCAGAUGGUUGGAACCUGGAUAAAAUUAUUAUUAGAAACACAGCUAACCAGAAGGAGAUAUAUUAUUUCUUGUAUGGAGGUUGGAUAGCAUCAGAUGAGGGUGAUGGAAAAUUAUGGAGGGAAAUCAAAGCCAAAAAGAAACUGGACAAGAUAUUAUUAGAAGGGAGAAACACAAAAUAUAAAGUAACAGUACAGACAGGAGAUCGUCAGUUUGCAGGAACAGACGCCAAUGUCUAUAUCCAGUUUGUAGGACCUAAGGGUAGCACCAAAAAGUUGAAGCUCGAUGAUGCCCGGAACAAUUUUGAAAGAGGGGUUAAGGAAGAGUUUGAGGUAACUGGUAUUGAUGUGGGAGAACUGGAUCAUAUUAUAAUUGGUCAUGAUAACUCGGGGCCAGGGGCUGGCUGGUUUUUAGAUUUCGUUGAAGUAGAAAAAUAUUUUUCCAAGUCGGAAAUACGAGAACGAUUAGCAAAGUUACGCAAUUUACAUAACAACAAAGAAACAGAGGAUAAGGACGAGGCUAGUAAAUAUAUUGCAAUGGGGCGACGGCGAAGUUCGUUCAGUCGCCAGAAAGCUAUCAACCAAUCAGACGACGACACAGAAGAACGUCCAAUCAACAAGCGUUUAGAAAGACGGAGAAGUAAAGCUGAGUUCCAGGAAGUCUUUGACGAGGAUGGAACCAUCAUCAGGAUUCCGUAUUAUCAGAAAUAUUGGUUUAAAUGUGAGCGCUGGCUGGCGGCAAACGAAGAUGAUGGACUAUUUCAACGAGAACUCAAACCUCAUGAUAAAAAAAUAUAUUUUAAGGAAAAAAAUUAA
This is a messenger RNA of Lottia gigantea (owl limpet), 1938 nucleotides long. RefSeq lists its product as hypothetical. Bases 1 to 1938 code for a protein of 645 amino acids. Gene Ontology annotation, molecular function: protein binding. The record is from RefSeq and is a predicted model, not a curated record. NCBI's taxonomy places the organism in Eukaryota, Metazoa, Mollusca, Gastropoda, Lottiidae. The transcript has 12 exons.